UCUUUUCUUACAGUAAAAAAUGGCAUUUCAGAAGGCAGUGAAAGGAAACGCUCUCAUUGGAGGAGGAGCUCUCAUUGGAGGAGGUGCCAUAGCAACAGUUUUUGGCCUCUCUCAAUUUUCUCAGUAUAGAAACAAACACGGUACCUUUGUGCAUGUUCAAGCUGCAGAAGCUGUGACUGUUCCAAUAAAGAGCCAUUUCCCCACAAGAGAACAACAGAUUUUGGCGCUGCAAACCACAAGUGAAUUUGAUGUCCUUGUUAUAGGCGGAGGAGCAACAGGAUGUGGCUGUGCUUUAGAUGCAGUCACUAGAGGACUAAAAACAGCCCUUCUAGAAAGAGAUGAUUUCUCAUCAGGGACCAGCAGCAGGAGUACUAAAUUGAUCCAUGGUGGAGUGAGGUAUCUUCAGAAGGCCAUCAUGAAGUUGGAUUUUGAGCAGUACAAGAUGGUGAAAGAAGCACUUGAGGAGCGCGCAAAUCUGCUCGAAAUUGCUCCUCACCUAUCAGCUCCUUUGCCGAUAAUGCUACCUGUUUACAAAUGGUGGCAGUUGCCAUACUACUGGUUUGGAAUAAAACUAUAUGACCUCGUGGCUGGAAGUCAAUGUCUGAAAAGUAGUUAUGUCCUUAGCAAGUCAAGAGCCUUGGAGCUCUUUCCAAUGCUACGCAAAGACGAGCUUGUUGGAGCUAUUGUCUACUAUGACG
Molecule: messenger RNA, 698 nt
Organism: Pelecanus crispus (Dalmatian pelican)
Lineage: Eukaryota; Metazoa; Chordata; Aves; Pelecaniformes; Pelecanidae
Source: RefSeq, a predicted model, not a curated record